AUGCCGCCCCGUGGGUCCGCUGGUGGUUCCUCCGUGGCGUCCGUCAUAGAUGGAGUCAAUACUUACAUACAAGCCGGACCGGGAGGCCUCAGCGUGCUGUGCUUCUUCUACCCAGUGCAAAUACUGACAGGGUGACUCAGAAGUCUGGAUUAGAAUGAUCGCAGCAAAAUUUUAUCACGGAGGAUUAGCACGAGCGGCUAGUAUUCUUUUUAUUACGGCAGGAAAUCGUCAAAAGAGAGGUUAUGAUUUUAUUUAGUUUUCGGGGUGGUUUUGUAUGUAAAGGUACUCUCCAAGUAGUCUGCUGGAGGAAAAUAAUUGCCAACAUGCUACAAAUCUAAUAAAUGCGUGGUGUUUCCUCGUGUGUGUGUGUGGAAACGCGGAUACAACUUUGCGCAAAGCAUGCUAAGUAUGGAGUUUGAAGGGAAUCAAUUGAUGGUGAUUGGAUGUUUGUGCCAGCUAGACGGCAGCAUUCGUUUGAACCCAGGGUGCUGCAUACUGGUUAAUAUUUGCACAUUGCAUAUCCGCAUAGGAAUCGCCACGAUGGUCGUGGGUGUAAUGGGAGUGCUCGAGGAAGUUAUGGACCUGUCUCUGUUCAUAUGCGACGCAACUAUACAACCGCCUCUGCCCCUUCGAAUCUUCAUGACAGCUGGUGAGCAGCAAAAAGAUACCCGUGCGAUACUCAUGUCACAUUUUAGACGUGUAGUGAAGAUCCAGGACACGAGUGUCUAUGCAAGCUAGGUGCAGGCGCAUGAAAAGCGAGAAGCAUGUAGUAUCGACUUCAUUUUCCCUCUUUAUGCAGCGAUGGAGGGCCCUCACCCUCCUCAUGUGCGCGAGCUCUUCAUACCAUACAUGUGUGGGUUUUCGGGCGUAGUUUCACUGCAUAGGUCAGCGACCCGUUCGACUUCGUACAAUCUCUUCAGCUGUCAAAUGUCAAUCUUCUGUACCUCCAUCCAAACUACAGACUGAUUUAUUUCGAAAAACCAGAUGAAGAAGUCAGGCCUUUUGUUAAGGUCGUAUGAUGAUCUCUGUUAGCUGGAGGACGGAAGGUCCUCGAGGGACCUCGUUUUGAAUUUUUUAAGAAAAAAUCUAACUCCCAAUUGAUGGCGCUUUCUGCAAAAACAAAAACACUUAUCCAUAUAGACUCUGCACCUCUAUCUGUGUUUCUUCGGGUUUACUGCGGUGCUGCUAGAGUCGGAUGCGGAACAUAUUGAACUGAAAAGUUGUUGUGCCGCUGCGCCGCCAUCACGGGGAAAUGUUUGCAUUACAGCGCUCUGUGGGGAAGGUCUUUUAUGCACCACCGACACAAUUACUUGUCAUUGUCAACCACGAAUUUAGCCGAAAUAAUGAUGAAUCUGUGUAGUUGCACACUAGAGACGAUGUUGCACGAGUAAAGAGGCGCGCCACGCCGAGAUGCGCCGUUCCUCCAUGGAAGCAUAAGGCUUCUUUGGGCGUGGGCCCGAAAGGGAGUCUUUGCACGACACGAACGUGUGUGCCGUUUUGAAGCGGGGCACUUUUCAUUCUGAUAAAGCGAAUCAAGGACGUCCCCGUCGUCGGUCCCCUUUCCGUGCAUUUACACGCCUAUCAAAAAUUCGUCAACGAGUACGCGCACUUCCUCACGCACAUACGCGGACGGGGCGGUUAUCCUGUGCAGAAACAUCCCCGCCCCGGAGUCAGGUCGGGAAUUCUGCAACACAAAUGAAGAAGUUUUUCUCUGUAUUGUAGUGCAGGUUACCUCGAGCUCCAAGAACAGCCGCAUCACAAAGCCGCCAGCUAAUCCUGUUUACAGCAGUACAAAGCGCCAGAAGACGAAUGGAAAUGCCUCCGAGGCGCAUGCGCAUUACAAGCGUUCCUGUAAUUGCAGAUCUACAUGACGAUUUUGGUUGACAGCUAUUUGCGGCCAUGGGCACAGGGGGAGGCAAAGAGUGUCGCGCUUCUGUUUAGCAUGACGAUGGUGCGGGGUUGGGGAAGUUUUUGCUCAGGAUCGCGGUUUCUACAUAUUCAUCGGCACCUUUUGUUACGUCGAGCGGAAAACAAGGCUGCUCUUGCACUAGUAGUGCAGUUGUCCUCGGAAGGCGACCUAAAUCAAUGCGUAAACUAGGUACUUGCAGCAGGAGUUCAGUCUUAUGCCACUGGAGGGCUUCUGCAAUGAGACAGGCUCCUGCGAGGACGUGGGGUAGAUUGUAUGAUCCAUGGUAGCACGUUACAGAAUGACCACCUGUGCACCACAAUUUCCCAUCCUGAUGCAGAUUGAAAUUGGCAUUCCGUUCGUUAUCCGAGACUACAGCUACUGCUUACAUUGGCACCACACGUUUUCAUUUCAUAUCUGCAUCACUGAGUGCAUACUCUGCCCGCUCUUCCUGGUAAAAGUAGUCUUUUUUGCCUACAAAAGCUUCUCUUCGUGCCGAAUGAAAUGUGAUGAUGAAAGAGAUGCUGGCUCGCAGAUUUCUCGUGCUUGCGCUUUACCAUUCAGCUGCAUAUUCGCCAUGCAAGCGCUGCUGCGUCGAGAUCAGGAUCGAUUAUGCUGGCAAAACUUUACACAAAAAGAUUCGCCCCAGUGCCAGUGUAUCAUAUCAGAUAUUCCGAUAUUGGCUUCUGCACGCGCAAAGAAAUCCAGACUACAAGAAAAUAUUGAAACCUGCAGGUCGGCGCUGCAAACGGAGCGGUUGGAGUAUUGCUCAUGUUGCUGUCGUUUGGAUACAAACCAGAUCUCAGCUCACAGAACGUACUGUCGAAAGUCUGAACAGAAGUUCCAUAGUUGGGUGGUCGGCUGGUCAUCUAUACUUACAUGUGCAGUUGUAAAUAAAGCUUUCAUCAGGUGCUGGAUGAUUAAAAUAUCAAGCCCUGUUCUACCUCCGGGGGCACGACAGAAUUAGCUAGUUGAUGCUCCUGCCCGAGGCGGUACAGCACUUCUAAGUGUGUAACUAGGCAGGCGCCCACACAAUUGCUG
Messenger RNA from Amoebophrya sp. A120, 2947 nucleotides. The record is from the annotation of a GenBank genome assembly. NCBI's taxonomy places the organism in Eukaryota, Dinophyceae, Syndiniales, Amoebophryaceae.